GAAAUCGGCACACUUUGACCAGUUUUCUUGGGGGUGGUUGCGUUUUAAAGGUGUCUCCAAAAUGCAGCGCACUUUGGUUUUUAUUUUUCUGUUUUGUGUUUUUGGGAAAUGCCUUUGCGAGGAACGAGCAAAUUUUAAAGGGUGAGUGGCAAAGAAAUUUAAGAUAGAUAUCCAUGAUGCAGUAUGUGUCUUUAAGUAGUGGCUUAAAAAAUUGAAAACGGGAAGUGCUUCUGUUAUCUGGUAAAAAUCUGAUUACUGUAGGUAUGAUACAGUUUUGUUACUUUAUCUAAAGUUCUAUUGUGUUACAUUUUGUAUGUCGAUACGUUGCUCAAAUUAAGAGCUGUGAAAUCACACGAUUUUUCGAAAGCCAAAAUUUUAACCCCUUCCUCUGCUCCCCCAGUCGGCUUUUCGGAGAAAUGGUGAAUUAAAUUUGAAUUAUUUGCUGAAAGAUUAGCUAAUUUUUCCUUGAGACUAAACUUACGCGAACACACACUAAUUUUGAAUAUGUAAAGGUACUUUAAAUCACUCAAGUUUUCUACCGACAAGAUUUUCAGAAAUUGCUUUAAGUAUGCGAUUGAAUAAGAAAAAUGAAUUCACAAACUUAACGAUGGCGAAUUGUAUGUGCAGUCAGACCGCUGUGUCAAGUGUUUACACAGAGUGAGCUGGUCCCAGUUUCCAUGGAGCGUCGAGUGAUUUCCAGGCCCUCCCUCCCUGGGACGAGAAUAACAUACGCUUGCAAUCAACACCCGUUCCGGAAAAUGUGCCACUGGAUCAGCAUAACAAAUCUUAGCUACAGCUUUUAAAUUAUUAUUCGCAUCAGCGAUCGUGUUUAUAAUGCUGCAAAACCGUGGGAUAAAUUUCUGUGCUAAUCAUUACGUAAGCAACAGAGAGCAAUUACGGUCUUCAUAUAACUUCAUCUAAACGCAAGGUGGAUUUAGAGAAUCCAUGAAAGUUAUUCUACUUUCUCGAGUUCUCCUGAGUAUCAGAGUAUUCAGAUGACGUUAUGUAAACACGGAAUACUCCCCAAUUCCCUUGGUGAACUAUUUCUCAAAAUAAGAGGCGAUACAAAUUUUGACUGUUGCUUUAACAAUAUUUCUUCUUAUUUCAACACGCCCAUGGACCAUAGAGGGUGUGCGUACUUAAAUUCUUAUGUUCGAUUUUCUUUGAAACACUUUGUGUGCUUUAGAUAUUUUGCCCAAGGCAUUGUGAUUAAUUUCUCUCGGAAAAAUUAAUGAGUACUAUGAGGAGAACAGAUUAAAUUCCAAACAACAUUUCUUUAACUAUAGUCUCCUUUGAUGAUUUGUCGUAAAAUGAUCUUUCGUGUUCAUUUUCAUUCUAGGUAUCGUGUUAUUCGAGCUACUCCCGCAAAUGAAGCCCAGCUAAAGCUUCUUGCGAAUCUUGAGGAGUCCGGCAAUGUAAGUAAAAAGUCAAUUAGAGGACAUCUAAUCACUGUGUGAGAAGAAUGUUUACAUUGAUUUCACCGGUUUAUCGCACAAAUGUUUUCUUUUCGUGAAAAAAAAGGGCAGUGAUUUAAUCAAGGACGAAAGCAGUGCAAUAAGAAUAGCCGAAUGAGAAUGACAGAUUGACAGAAUGACAGAAUGAUAGAUUGACAGAAUGACAGAGUGGGAGAAUGACAGAAUGGGAGUAUGACAGAUUGACAGAAUGACAAAACGACAGAAUGAUAGAAUAAUAGACUGACAGAAUGACAGAAUGACAGAAUGAUAGAAUGAUAGACUGACAGAAUGACAGAAUGACAGAAUGACAGAAUGAUAGAAUGAUAGACUGACCGAAUGACAGAAUGACAGAAUGAUAGACUGACAGAAUGACAGAAUGGGAGAAUGACAGAAUGGGAGAAUGACAGAAUGGGAGAAUGACAGAUUGACAGAAUGACAGAACGACAGAAUGAUAGAAUGAUAGACUGACAGAAUGACAGAAUGAUAGAAUGAUAGACUGACAGAAUGAUAAUGAUAGACUGACAGAAUGACAGAAUGAUAGAAUGACAGAAUGACAGAAUGACAGAAUGACAGAAUGACAGAAUGAUAGAAUGACAGAAUGACAGAAUGACAGAAUGAUAGAAUGACAGAAUGACAGAAUGACAGAAUGACAGAUUGACAGAAUGACAGAAUGAUAGAAUGACAGAAUGAUAGAUUGACAGAAUGACAGAACGAUAGACUGACAGAAUGACAGAAUGAUAGAAUGACAGAAUGAUAGAAUGACAGAAUGAUAGAAUGAUAGAAUGAUAGAAUGAUAGAAUGAUAGAAUGACAGAAUGACAGAAUGACAGAAUGACAGAAUGAUAGAAUGACAGAAUGAUAGAAUGAUAGAAUGACAGAAUGACAGAAUGAUAGAAUGACAGAAUGACAGAAUGAUAGAGUGACAGAAUGACAGAAUGAUAGAAUGACAGAAUGAUAGAGUGACAGAAUGACAGAAUGACAGACUGACAGAGUGACAGAGUGAUCGAGUGACAGCGUGACAGAAUGACAGAAUGACAGAACGAGAAUAAGGCUAAGAAAAGUGACAACAGUGUGGAAAAUAAGUAGCAGUCUCUUAUUUCUCUCUCUCUCUUUCUUUCCUUUUUUUUUAAGGCUAAUGAAGUGGGUGUGAGAGAGAGAGACGAUUAGCUGUGAGAGCGAAAAAAUUAGCGCCUCUAAAAAUUAGAAGAGUAUAACCGUUUAUUUACAAUCUCACUAAGUGUAACUUACGUUUUUAUUUUGUGCCUAUUUAGUUCGAAGUAGAUUUUUGGACUCACCCCUCCCAUGUAGGUGCAGCUGUUGAUAUUCGUGUGAGUGCUUUGCAGUACCCUCGUCUCGCUAAGCUACUGGAGUCUAAUGGGAUCAUAUUUACCAUUCUUAUCCCGGAUGUGCAAGACUUGAUGGAAAGUGAGAACCCGCCUCCAGCCCGAUCAGCAAGAGCAUACGACUAUGGUCGUUACAAUAGGCUAACUCCGGUGAGGUCAGAUCAGUUACAUUUGCAAAACAUGCCUAAUCUUAGUGGUAUGCAGGCCAAUUGUCACCUUUUGAUAUAAUUUUGGGAAAAGCUUAUCAAAAAGGUUCACUAGGAAAAAUAAAAUGAAGCAUGAAAUCUUGCAACCGUCUGCGGGUUCUUGAUAUUUAUGGUCAGUAGCUCUCAAAAUCUUCACUAUUGGAUAACCAAGCUCAAAAUGUAUCAUACCACUCACUCUGUCUUCAGGACAGGACAGCAGUGGAAGUAUGCACGACGAUCGGAACAUUUCAAGUGAAUAAAAAAAUGGAUGAAGGGGCAUUCAGCGGUGAUAUUUCCGCAGGAUACCUCUUCGUUCGCUUAUUUCCGAGGAGGACUUGGGCUAGAAAAAAAUAUUUACCUAUGUCCUAACUCGCAAAUUCUCUGUGAUUCAGUUAGGAGUGCAUUUCACCUCAAAUAGGAGUUUAAAUCUGCAUGGGGGACUUUGAUAUUAUUUUUCAAACUUUUCUCUUCUAUGACAACUAAGCCGGUUGUUUAACUCCAAAUUAGUUUUCGUCACGAUGAAUACAUUUUUAAUAGUUAUGUUUAAAUUUUGUAGAUGGUAGAUGAACUCAGGAGCCUUGUUUCUUCUCAUCCAAAUUUGGCAAGUUUAGUGGAAGAGUUCGGCACAUCAUACGAGAAAAGGACGAUUUAUGCUGUAAAGGUGAGUUUUUCAAAAGUAAUUUGCAGGAUGGGAUAAUUUCAUUUUAUUUCAAUUACCAGUGUCCUUCAAUUGUGUCUUUUUGUGUAUGUGUAAAUUGACGCUCUUGACAUACAAAUUCCACUAAGAUUACAGGACCUAAAUCUUCGAAGAAAAAACUCGGAAAAAUGUCCAAGAAUAUUUUGUUUUUUCUAUGUACGUAUUAUCUUUACUUUGUUUUUAUGUCCUAUAUUUUAUUAAGCCUCACCAUAGGCUAUUAAAGAGUCAUUAAUUACCUGGGGGAGGGGAGGGAGGGGGGGGAGGGGGGGGGGGGAACCUGGAGAGUCAUGGGUAUUUUUGUAGUUGAAGGGUCAGCUGGUCAGCUGCACAUCACUGAAGAAAUUGAAGGUGUCUUCAUGUUUGAUAUCAGGGACCUUAAGCAGUCAAGACGCCAACGUCGAGGAAGUCGUCGAUUGAAAAAUGAGUUCCUAUUCUAAGUAAGAAUUUCGACAAUGGCUGCAUGCCUUUACCUUCUCCUCCCCCACGCACAAAUAUGCCUUAACUUCAGCCUAACGUAUGUAAGCAGCUUUCAGUUCCAAAUGGAAAUUAAAAUAAUUUGCCAUUGCGGUUUCCAUUCGCAGACGACGCAAAUUCUGGUGAUUUCACGUUUUGUUUUGCAGAGGACGGCUGAGAAAUGUACAAAGUUUUGAAACGAACGUGUCGGUAUUGUUCUAACCAUUAGAUCUUACGCUUUGCCACGUCCUUUUUGCCGUAGCCGUCGCAGUUUGUCUAAGUUCUCCAUUAUGUCUUUAAUUUGUAUUUUUUUAAUGUUUUGUCAAGAUAUCAUCCAAUCCUAACGCUGGACGCAAAACAUUUUUUAUCAACUGUGGAAUUCAUGCUCGCGAGUGGAUCACUCCUGCGACUUGUAUGUUCAUGAUAAAUCAGGUGUGUUUGAGUUUUUUGUUAACAUAAAGCAAACAUGUCAAUUCUAAUGGGCAAACCUAUUAACUUGCGUGCUCAGUUGUAUUUCGUAGUAACUUCGCAUAAACUUUGGUCAAAAGUCUGGGGCGACAUAAUUUCAAGUUGGGGGCGACGCAACCAUACAUCAGGUCGAUGGAACUUGGGUGGAUCAUGCAAGGGGCGACUUCAUCUAUUUCCCUUAAGCAGUGAUGCGAGCUUUCUUAUAGUGCUUGCAUUUGAAAACGGCUCGAAAGGGUUUCUGAGAGCUGACUGACAUGUCAAAAGAAAUCAACACUAUUAAAUCUAUAUAAAGCAACAUCAUUCAGCUUUUGAAAACAAUUCAGGCCGGGUUCUUUUGAAUUCAUUUACAGCCGUCAUCACAUGUCGUGCUACGCAAUUGUGUACUGCACACGGUAUAUAGACGCUUGGAUCCCGUCUCCUUCGGACAUGAAAACUCUUUAAGGGCUUCUUGGGGCACAUUAUUGUUAUAACUGGUAGCUCUUUUAAAUUUACGAACAGAUGCUGAAGAAAUAUGGCAAAGACGCGUCCGUCACUAACAUGGUGGAUAGGCUGGAUUGGGUGAUCAUGCCAGUAUUUAAUGUGGAUGGAUAUGAAUUCACUCACACCGGGGUAAGUGCAACAAAACUCCAAAGGAACGUUUUAAGAGAAGUACAAGCCAUGCGGCUCCUAAAUUAUCUUGAACUAAGAGGCCUUUUGUCUCUCUAAUAAUGCCCUAUCAUAAAAUAUUUUCAGUUAAGCGACGAGAAUUCGUUUAAACAGCAGUUAAAAAGCAUGAGCACUUGGUUUCAUAAUAUUUCUUCCAUGAAAGUUUCCAAUGAGCCUCGACUUCAUGUACUCAUCCCAGUUUCCUGGCUCGCGUUCAAACAUGUUAACGAAGGGUCACGCUAUGUGAUUUGAAGUCAUUCGGGCAAAGUCGUAAAAGUGAUCGGAGAAUUGGAAAACCUUAAACUGAUAACUAACUAUUAAACUUCUAUAGAAUCGAAUGUGGAGAAAGACUAUGUCUCGAAAUAGUGGGUCUAGUUGCCUAGGCACAGACCCCAACCGUAACUGGAACUUCGGAUGGGCAGGUAAUGUUAAUGAUAAUCACUAUCAAUUUUAAAAAAAGAUGGAGUUCUACCUUAACAAGAGGUCAGUACUAAAGAACGUAUAUUGAGAUCGCAAACUUUAAGCUCCAAUGUAAGAUCUGUGUUCGCAUCACAGAAAUUGUGUUUUCUGCUGCAAGAAAUGGAUACUUUCGAACACACCUCGAACUUCCCAUGUCAAUGGAUGUAAAGCAAUAAGGGACUGGUCAUAAUCUAUAAUCUCUUGUGGAGGAAUGGAGGAUUUUGUCUUUUGUCACGAUAUUAUUUGCCUGAUUCUCCAUAAGGCUCUAAAUUACUCUUAUGACGCCCUCCAAACUCCCCCCCCUCCCCUCGCCUCCAUCAUGGGCGAUUAAUUUGCCAUCAACUCUCCCUUUGUAAAUUCUCCCUUUAUACGUUAUUAGCGACGGCUGAUCCCCCUUCCGUUACCCCUGGAAACCAUGUGAUCCCCAAAAAUCCUCUGCCCUCUCCCCUCAGUGAUAAAAAAAAUGACUGGUACCUAAGACCAAUCAAAAUUCCCGUCAGGACUCGAACACUCGUCUACUUACGUUUUUUGCACAUAACUCGUUUUUCACUUUCUCAGGAGUUGGUACUAGUAGCAACCCAUGCAGGGACACCUACCACGGACCACGACCUUUCUCUGAGAUCGAAGUCAGGAAUGUGGCUCGAUAUCUUUACAAAAAUCGAAGAAACCUGAUUGGUUACAUGGACAUUCAUGCUUACAGUCAACUCUGGAUGACCCCCUGGGGUUACAAAAGAGCCUACCCAAAAGACUACACGGAGCUGGUGAGAGACCAGUCAAUAUUGACUGCCUAGGGGGGAAAGGUCUGAACGUUUUUGUGGAAAAUAUCACAAUGAGGGGAACAGGAAUACUACAGGACCAACAGUAAAUGUAAUCGAGAGAAAAAAAAAUCCUCUGCCCCUGCUAGGCGAUGCAUAACAAACGGUCGAUAAUUUUCCAAAGAAAGGGCUCAGAGUCCGCCUUUAUUGGCUGGAAAGACGAUAAACAUUGAAGAAUGUGAUAGGGAAAUAAUUUGCAUUAUCUUCAUUCUUUGACCCCUAGGAGUGAUAAGCAUCUAGUUUUUCUCUAACAGAACCCCCCCCUGAAGUACAGAUUAUAGUCCCAUCCUAAGUUCAUCAUGCGUGGAGUCAAAGGGUUAAUGUUCUGCUCGCAAAAAUUAUUCCACUGAAAGGAGAGGGAGGGUGGGGCGAGUCGUAGCUAAGACGAUAGUUUGAUGUCUUGAGGUUAAGUUCAUAGUUACAAACUAGAGCAGCUGUUGCAUAAAUCUUAUUAGCAAUCAUGGCUAUAAGCAUUCUGUUGUUAUGGUUUUUUAUAAUUUGCUUGCUUUUUUUUUCACUCAGAAACGUGUCUCUGACAUUGCAGUCAACGCACUUUAUAACGCUGGAUACCGGACGCAAUAUAGAGUUGGUCCCUCGUCUAUUAUUAUUUGUGAGUUGCAAAACUAUGAUAAGAAAGUCAUGUUGCAUUCUAUUGCUAUAGAGGUUUUCUAAAAGUCAUGUGUGAGUUGAUUGUCACAUUAAAGCUUAGAAUCUUAGACACUAGUAGCCCAUUUGGUUGUGAAACAAAACAUUGGUGCAAAACAGUCGUUUCUUUUAUGAUCAUUCGAACUUGCCCGCCUCCAAACGAAACCCUAAGUCGAGCAUGAAAUAGAGGAUAAAACAGAGAAAACUUUGGAGGCUCAUAGCGGCGGAAUAUGAUCAGAAUCUUUUUCAAAUGAAAAUUUGUGGGAAAAUUUAAACGGUUACCUCCUUAUUUUGUUCAUGUCAUUUUCUGAUUGGUUUCUCGUUCGUUUGAUUGAUUGAUUGGUUGUUUAAUCGACGGUUUGAUUGAUUGAUUGAUUGAUUGAUGUACAGGCUAACUGUUUGGUUGGCUUAGAAUUUGAUUGACUAGCUAUCUGUUAUGUAUUGACUGUUAAACAAUUCGUAAAGUUAGAUCAUUGAGUUGAAUUUAAUAAUAUAAAUUUCAUUAUGUCUUUUUCAGACGCAAAUUCAGGAUCUACAAAGGACUGGGCAUAUGGGGUCCUUGGCGUGAGGUACUCAUUUGCCCUGGAACUGAGAGAUAAGGGACAAUAUGGCUUUUUAUUGCCAGCCAAUCAGAUAAUACCAACUGGUCUGGAGACGUUCGCUGCCAUCAAGGCAAUGGGUGCAGCACUUAAAAUCUGAUGAAGAAGUGUCUGUCAGUUGCGUUAUAAUUACCAUUGAAAAAUGUCCCGGGAAAAAAAUUUCCAGAGAAUAUUGAUUAAAGGGGGUAUUUGAUUUUAAAGUGUGAGAGUUUAAUCACUGCUAUAUCAAUCACAGUCCGAAAAGACCUCUAUUUGUAAUAAAGUUGCGAACAAUAUAACCGUUCUAAAAAUCUGCCCAGUCGUCAGCAUCGUAAUGAUGCCAGUGAUAAAGUGUUUGAGUUAUCAUUCGGCAAUAGAGGGUGGACUCCACAAUUGCUGUUUUGUAAUAGACUAAAUCAAAGUUUAAUUCUUGGCGAUAAGGAUUUUCAUCUUUGUAGAGAGUCAGAGAAGGGGGGGUAUGGUGCCUUUAAACACUUCCUUAUUUCAGUUUUAUUUGGGUAGGGUAUGCCCACCACACACAAAGUACCAAACUGAAACCUGCAACACCAUGUACAAACUCAGUAACACCUUAAAAUGCCAUUGAUAAAAGUGAAUCGUUGUCAUAAAUUUAUGAGCCGUACAUGAUGACAAAAUAUACCACUUUAUAUUGCGAUCAUCUAUUCCUUUAAGCGAAAAUAUUAGAGCACUUUCAAAUCGAGUAUCGAAGGUGAUUCGAAUUUGAAUUAGGUUCUCUGUCUCGCUCUGUGAUUGGUCUAAAUAAAUCAUGUUACCUUAGCUUGUUUUUUCAUAGUGUUCUUACAGGCUUGUCUCGAAAUUUUCUUUGCUU
Messenger RNA from Pocillopora meandrina, 8588 nucleotides. The record is from the annotation of a GenBank genome assembly. Lineage: Eukaryota; Metazoa; Cnidaria; Anthozoa; Scleractinia; Pocilloporidae.